GUUGUGUCCAUUGUGCUUUGCUUUUUUGUGUGUGUGUGCGGCCCAAGAGAGAGCUAAACCAAUGCAUUUAGGUGCACAACAACAACGCCCCAAGCAACAACAACAACAACGCGAGCAACAAGAAAUCCAUCAGCGUAGACGCUUAGGACGACAACAAUGUCAUCCCUGCAACACGAAUGGCAUUUACAGGGUUCACGGGGAUCGGUUUACUGCGCGAGUGAACCGGACCCAGCUGGUGGAGUCCAGUACGAGUCGGGAGGGCUCGUUCUCAACGGUACUGCCGGUGCCGUACACAAUGCCCAUGUUGCCGGUUGCCAGCCCACAAGUGGUUCACUCUUCUCGGUGGUGUCGGCACCACCAGCGGCCCCGCUGCUGGCCCAGCUGGAUGUCAAGCAAAUGGAAGCAAUGUGUGUGUCCUCUCCCUCGCCCAGCGCCUCACCAGCAAUGCGACCCGCCACACUCAGCCUGGAUGCACCCUGCUGUCCGCGCACCUUGCACUCCAGCCUGCUCGAGCAUCAGAUAUCCGAACUGGAGGAGGAUGACAACGAGAACCUGUUGACCAUUUCGAGCAUUACGGCCCGGCCGUUGAUAGCCAAAUCGCAUGAGUUGCGCAAACAGCAUCAGCAACAAUUGUCGUCAUCGGGUACGGCACGCAGCAAGUGCUUGAAACGCGCCAAGGAACUGGAGCGUGCUGCACCGCGUCGCAGCAAACAGCAGCUGGCCAAGGAUCGCGACUCAUCCACCAGCACGACGGAGAGCAGCGGUGGUGGUGUGUCGGAGCCACCGGAUGGCGGCUAUGGUUGGUUCAUUGUCUUUGGUGCGUUCUCUGUGCAGUUUUGGGUCGCCGGACUGGUCAAGUCGUACGGUGUACUCUAUGUGGAGAUUAUGGAGACAUUUCCCAGUUCGACAGCAACGGUGGCCUCCUGGAUACCGGCCAUAUUGUCGGCACUGUGUCUGGUGCUGGCACCACUCUCGAGCGCUCUGUGCCAGCGCUUCUCCUGUCGCUCCGUGGUUUUUGUGGGCGGCAUCUUUUGUUCGCUGGGCAUGAUACUCAGCUAUUUUGCCACCAAUCUGCUGCACUUGCUCUUCACCUUUGGCAUACUGACCGGCAUUGGUGGCGGUCUCUCGACCACGCCUGGCAUUGUCAUUGUUUCACAAUACUUUGACAAGCAUCGCGCUUUGGCGAAUGGGAUCUGUGUCUCGGGCACUGCAGCGGGCAGCUUCGUGCUGCCCAUACUCAUUAAGCAUCUGGCUGAGAAUUGUGGCUUCCACGGCACCUUACUCAUACUGGGCGCGUGUAUGUUGCACGUGUGCGUCUCGGCGACACUCUAUCGACCCAUCAGCGCUUAUGCAGCGGAACAGGCACAGACCCUGGAUGCGGCUAGUAAACCCCUCAGUGAUGACAUCAAUCCCAGCACAACGGGCAUGCUGACCACAUCCACCUACUUGGACACAUGUGAGCUGGGUGCCAAGGAGCUGAAUGACAAGUUCAUUGAGCAUUUGUUUCUCGAGGAGUGCAAAAAUCACUUGAACUACUACUCCAGCAAGCAACCUGCGCAAGAUAAAUCUGCGCAGGAGAGCGAUGAUGAGGUCAAGGACAUCAUCGGCGAGACCACGUUUAUAAAGCCAAUGAAAAAGGUGCGCAGUUCGGGUCUGAUGCACUCAGUCGAGGAUCUGAGCACAGACUCGACGUGGGUCUAUCGCAAGCACUCCGGCAGCGAUUCAAAUCGGGGCAGUCGACGGCGUCGCAAUGUAUUCGCCAAUGACGAGACGAUUAGCAAGAUUCAGGCACAUCUGGAGAAGCCACUGUCGCCGCCCACCGUUGUGAGUCGUGGUCUCAGCAAAAGCAUGGAGAUACCCACGCCCUUCAGCAAUCUCAGCGAGCUCAAACAGCACCAGCAAUCGGAUGGCAGCAUUCUCGACUCACAGCUCUUGGAAUCCACUGCAGCCUACGAUGAUGACAACGAUGACGAUGACAAUGAUGCCGCCGAUGACGAGGAUGAUGAUGAGCGGCAGUUGAAGCGCAGCUGUUGUGCCCGCAUUGAAAUGUAUAUUGAUCUGAGUCUGCUGCAGGAGCCCAGCUUCAUACUGAUGUGCCUGUCCGUCACACUCAUGUCCGUCGGCUGUCCCUAUAUGCUCUACUACCUACCUGCGCAUGUUAUAUCCAUUGGUUACAAUAAAAGCGAAGCUGGCUAUUUGGUGGCCAUCAGCGCCGUGCUGGACUUGUGUGGUCGCCUCGGACUGGGCUGGUUAUCGGAUCUGCAUCUGUUCGAUCGCAAGAAGACCUAUACACUAUGCAUAUUGGGCGCUGGUCUUGCGGUGCUGACAAUACCCUUUGCAAGGACCCUCAUCCUGGUUGGGCUCUCCGCUGCUGUCUACGGCCUGUGUCUGGGCAGCUGGUAUGUCUUGAUGCCUGUGUUGCUGGCGGAUGUCUUUGGCACGGAUCGGAUUAGUUCCAGCUAUGGCCUCGUGCGAAUGUUUCAGAGCAUUGGGGCGAUAUCGGUGCCACCGCUGGCUGGUCUGCUGAGGGAUCUGUCCGGUGACUAUGAGAUCUGUUUCUACUGCAUGGGCUCCUGCAUGGUGUUGGGCUGUGCACCGCUAGUUGUGUGGACCAUACUUGAGGCCAGGAAUCAUCGACUGUUCGUGCAGCACGACGAUGACGAGGAGGAGGCCUAAAUAUUGGACACUGAUGCAGCUUGUCUUGGUUCAGUUUGUUGCUUAACAGUUAGAGAAAAUACAAAAAAAAAAACUAAAAAAAAAAUGAUAUUUGUUGUUCGUGUUUAGUAGCAGUUUAGCAGUUAGACCGAAACAUGUUUUCCAAUAGCAGUACAAACGAAAAACAAAAAGAAAAAGAAAGAAAAGAAAAACAACCUGAGUUCGAAUGCCUCACCGAUAACGUUGAUACUCUUUAACUACUUACAAACAUAUACUCUAACUUUUAUUCAAGCCACAUCAUUUACUUUACACACACUCAACUCUCAGUCACUCCUGACUCAACACUUGAGUGCAAUCCUAAGUUGCUCGCAUUAUUAUACUAAAUCAUCUCGCUUGUCCUAUGCAAUAAUAAUGCAACAAUUGUGUAUUAAAUAAUGUUAUUCACACAACAAAACUACAAAAACAAAACAAAAAAAGCGAAAAUAAAAAUAAAAACAAAAACCAUGAAAAGCACCGAAAGUUGCGCAAAGAACUGAGUUAAAAAAGACAUGAACACCAAAAG
This is a messenger RNA of Drosophila grimshawi, 3217 nucleotides long. RefSeq lists its product as uncharacterized. The transcript has 6 exons. Gene Ontology annotation, biological process: transmembrane transport; monocarboxylic acid transport. Lineage: Eukaryota; Metazoa; Arthropoda; Insecta; Diptera; Drosophilidae. The record is from RefSeq and is a predicted model, not a curated record. The coding region runs from base 157 to 2676 and encodes 839 amino acids. Gene Ontology annotation, molecular function: monocarboxylic acid transmembrane transporter activity.